Molecule: messenger RNA, 267 nt
Organism: Perognathus longimembris pacificus (Pacific pocket mouse)
Lineage: Eukaryota; Metazoa; Chordata; Mammalia; Rodentia; Heteromyidae
Gene: Gpr15lg
Product: chromosome 2 C10orf99 homolog
Exons: 3
Coding region: 31-267 (78 amino acids)
Molecular function (GO): G protein-coupled receptor binding
Source: RefSeq, a predicted model, not a curated record
ACCUGAGACUGAGACUCCCUACACUUCACUAUGAGGCUUGGAGUCCUUUCCAGCUUGCUCUUCAUCCUGCUGCUCUGUUUCUCCAUCUUCUCCUUGGAAGGGAAAAGGCAUUUUGCCAAGCCUGGGAAACUCAGGUCCUGUUGUCGUCUAGUUCCAAGCCGCAACCAGACAACCCAGAAAGGAAAUCGCAUAAAGAUCUGCAGAGUGUGCAAGAUGAAGGCAGUGGCCCAGCCUUGGGUGGUACCUGGUGCACUCCCACAGGUGUGA